This is a messenger RNA of Aspergillus welwitschiae, 1098 nucleotides long. RefSeq names its product putative histone h1.3. NCBI's taxonomy places the organism in Eukaryota, Fungi, Ascomycota, Eurotiomycetes, Eurotiales, Aspergillaceae. Bases 170 to 805 code for a protein of 211 amino acids. The record is from RefSeq and is a predicted model, not a curated record. The transcript has 3 exons.
UCUGUGGCAACGCUGCUCUUUGCUCGCCAAGAACUUCACCUGUUUAUCAUCCACGCGCAGUCACCUCUUACUUCUUUUCUCACUCUUUCCUCGCUUAUCCUUCCGAACUUCACUCCAAACCACGCAUAUCAUCACUUUCUAUACCCCAUCACUUCCGGCGCAUCCAACCAUGUCUGCGCUCAAGCCCAACCAACCCGAAUCUCUUAUGGGGCUGAGUAUGGCCGAAGCGCGGAUGAUCAUUCUGGGCGUACUGAGUUCCGAUAAAUCUGGCAAAGUCGACUUUGACAAGAUGGCCGUCAAGGGAGGCUACAAGAACGCCCAAUCCGCUAGUACUCUUUAUCACAAGGCCAAGCGUAGGCUCCUCGACAUUCAUACUAAUCCGGCCGAUCAAGAAGCUGGUGCCUCUGUCACUCCUUCGAAGGAACCCGCUUCCACCACUGCUACUCCCAAGAAGACGCCCGCGAAGCGUGGCAAGGACAAGGCUGCCGCUGAUGAUGACAACACUGGUGCUACCGAGAAUACUCCAACUCCUUCCAAGGGGAAGCGUCAGAAGACGGCAGUGACUCCGAAGACCCCUCGCUCUGCCACGAAGGCUACGAAGACGGAGGCUUUCAAACCUGGAGAUGCCACUACUCCCACUCCGGCCAAAGGCAAAGUUGCCGUGAAGAAGGAAGAACCCGAUACGGAGCUCGAAACCACUCCCGUCAAGGAGGAGUCGAAGUCUGACGACGAGGAACUCAUGAGUACCAGCCAGAUAAGUGCGGAGUUCUCUGCCAUGGAGCAGCACCCCGAGACUCCCAAGUGAAUGGGUUGACUUGAUGAGCCUGAUAGCGUGGUUUGCCCUUGUCACGCCGAGAACUUGCUGGAAAAUGCUACGGCAUUUCUAUUACGGGAUAAUCGUGAGAUGAAUGGAAGCAGAGUUUAUUGAAUGUUUUCUUUGGUCUGAUCCGGUUUGCAUGACGUGUUGCCUAUCACUGCUAGUGAUUACGGAGAUAUGGCAGUUCAGUUGCUUUCUAGUUAAUGAAGUCAAUAUUGAAUUAAACCCAACUCUGCUUCAAAUUGAAAGUAACAUGUUUCAUAUGAGCAUCAGCAGCAGAG